This is a messenger RNA of Prunus persica (peach), 2756 nucleotides long. Its product is annotated as pentatricopeptide repeat-containing protein At5g38730. Gene Ontology annotation, molecular function: protein binding. The record is from RefSeq and is a predicted model, not a curated record. The transcript has 2 exons. Bases 333 to 2102 code for a protein of 589 amino acids. NCBI's taxonomy places the organism in Eukaryota, Viridiplantae, Streptophyta, Magnoliopsida, Rosales, Rosaceae.
UGCGAAUUUGGAUUGAUUCAGUUUCUGGAAAGAUCAUCCCCCAAAAAAAGGAUCGAGACUGGCCCAAAGUUCCAAACCAAAACCUCCACUAGUGGUUUUGGACUGGGUUGGAUUCUCAAUUUAUGUUUUGGGCUUUGUAAACUUUUCUUUUAGUAGCUUUGUUGUGUUUUUGUUUGAUUCCGUUUCUUCUCUUCCAUCGAGACGCACCGUAAAGUUUUUUCUCUUUUCUUCCCAGAUGAACGAACGCAGAUGUUCAGCUGACUGUAAAAUCGAAAAUUCAUUUUAGACCCAAACCCACAGAUGCCACAACUUUCAGCGGAAACUUAUUUCUCAUGGCUGUUCUAGUUUCAUUGACUGGCGAGACCCAAUUCAUUCACAGUCUCUGUGCAGUUGUAGUAAAGGGUCAUUGGAACAACAUCUUGAAACCCAAGAUUGGUUCUAGCCUCAGCUCAGCAAACAUUCACCAGGUACUUCUGCAACUCUCACUCCAUGGCUAUGGCCCUUCUCCUUCUUGGGCUUUCUUCAAAUGGGUUCAAUCAAUUCCCACUUACAAGCACUCCUUGCAAUGCUGCUGGACCAUGAUUCACAUUCUCACUGAGCACAAACACUUCAAACCUGCACAGCAACUGCUUGAAAAAAUUGCUUUUAAGGAUUUCUUGUCAUCACCGAUGGUUUUGAAUGCUUUAGUUCCAAUCCAAGAUGACCCAGAAGUGAAUUCACAUGUUUUGAGCUGGCUUGUGAUAUUUUAUGCAAAUUCUAAGAUGAACCAAGAUGCAAUUCAGGUUUUUGAGCACAUGAGGGUACAUGGGUUUAAGCCCCACUUGCAUGCUUGUUCUGCCUUGUUGAACUCUUUGGUUAAAGAUAGGUUGACUAAUAUGGUAUGGAAAGUUUACAAGAAUAUGAUCCAGGCCGGGGUUGUGCCGAAUGUUCACAUAUACAAUGUGUUGAUUCAUGCUUGCUGCAAAUCUGGGGAUACAGAGAAGGCAGACAGUUUGGUUGGUGAGAUGGAAUUGAAGUGCAUCUUUCCUGAUCUUUUCACAUAUAAUACGUUGAUAUCUCUGUAUUCCAAAAGGGGUAUGCACUAUGAAGCUUUGUCUGUUCAAGAUAGAAUGGAGAGAGCAGGAGUUAGUCCUGAUAUGGUGACUUACAAUUCUCUUAUUUAUGCGUUUUGUAGAGAAGGUAGGAUGAGAGAAGCUGUAAAACUUUUUCGCGAAAUCAAAGGUGCUACUCCUAACCAUGUUACAUACACGACAUUAAUUGAUGGCUAUUGUAGAGUUCAUGACCUGGAAGAAGCUUUAAGAUUGUGCGAGGUAAUGAAGGCCAAGGGGUUGUAUCCUGGAGUUGUUACUUAUAAUUCAAUUCUCCGUAAGUUGUGCGAAGAUGGCAGGAUGCGGGAUGCAAAUAAACUUUUGAAUGAGAUGAGUGAAAGGAAAGUCAAACCUGACAAUGUCACAUGUAACACAUUGGUUAAUGCUUAUUCUAAGAUAGGAGACAUGAGGUCUGCUGUGAAAGUGAAAGAGAGAAUGUUGGCAGCUGGAUUGAAGUUGGAUGAGUUUACAUAUAAAGCACUCAUUCAUGGAUUUUGCAAGGUGCUAGAGAUGGAAAGUGCUAGAGAUCUUUUAUUUAGCAUGCUUGACGCUGGAUUUUCCCCUAGUUAUUGCACCUAUACAUGGAUUGUAGAUGGUUACUGCAACAAAGGGAAUGAGGAAGCAGUUAUACGUCUACCAGAUGAGUUUGUUAAAAAAGGUAUUUAUGUUGAUGUCUCACUGUACAGGGCAUUAAUAAGAAGGUUAUGUAAACGAGAAAGGGUGGAUAGUGCUGAAAAGAUUUUCAGUUUUAUGGAAGAGAAGAGUAUAUCAGGAGACAGUGUUAUAUAUACUAGUCUAGCAUAUGCUUACUUGAAAGCAGGAAAGUCAAGUGUAGUUUCAGUGUUGUUAGAUGAAAUGUACAAGAGGAGGUUGAUGGUUACACGCAAGAUCUAUAGAUGUUUCAAUGCAUCUUAUGCCAGUGAUAAUGACAUCAUACGUCUAUUUUGGGAUCAUAUGGUUGAGAGAGGCCUAAUGUCAAAAAAUGUUAUUAAUAAGGAAAUGCAGCAAACGUAAAUGAACGUCACAGAUGUAUCUUUUCAUGCUAUAGCACAAACCUCUCCGCUUGUCUUGAAAGGUGUUGGAGACUGUUAUAGACUUGGGCCAUUCAAAUGCACAUGCGCUCCUGGAGAAGCUAAGAGACAAUGAGUGCUCUGGUCUACUAUGGAUGGGGUGUUUGAAUUACUAUCUAAGAGAAGCCAUUUUGGGCUGUGGUUAGACUCCGUGGAAAUGUACAUCUUUGCAUGAGUGUGGCAAUUGACUUGAAGUGUUGCAAUGCAUCGAGUUGAGGUGUAGGCUGAACAUCAAAGUAUGAAGAAUGGGUGCCUUCAACAUCAUAUGUGACAAAGUGGAUAGAUGAAUUGGGAAAUGUACGGAAAUGCUGAACAUGACCAAGCCGUUUCAGAAUCCAUCAUCUUGCAGGUUUAAAAUGACAUACGUGGGGGCGCUUCUGGUUUGGCAUGUGUGAAGCACAAGUUAUAAAUCCUAGCUACAUGGUGCAGUGUUUAUAGGUUAUUAAAAUUUCUGUAUCUUUUUAUUCAUUAGAUAAUAUAUAGAAGGAAAGGGAAAAGAAAUUAGAAUUGGUAGCUUAUGAACUGGGAAAUGUUUAAGUCAUUGUCCUUCUCAUUACUGAUAUGCCAAACAAAUAAAUAGUGAAUGUUUUCAAACAAA